AUACAAUGUCGCAUGUCUACCAUUCUCAAAGACAGCCGAAAAUUCGACAGUUGUAUACAACAAGUUGAACAUAGUCAUCCAAGUGGUGCAAAUCAACAAAUAAUCCUACAACGUGUAAGUGAACUUUUCGUGCAAGAAAGGGGUUUUGCAUUUAAGUUUGAUCAUGUGUUCGAUUUGGUAAAAGAUAUUUUGCAACUUGAAAAAACGAGUGCAGUUUAUUCACUGCCUCCAGAAAAAAUUUCAGAUUCCGUUAACCCUUCAUUGUCUUCAUUUAAAAUCAAUUUAAGCAACGAUGAAAAUAUUAGUACAGGUGGUUCUUCUUCCCAGCGACCAGAGGGUGUAAAAAAAUCCAAAGCAAAAAGGAAGCAAAUCGAAGAAGACUAUGUUCUUGCAAAUUCCUUCAAUGAAUCAACGAAAAAGCUUCGAGAAGCAUUAUCUUUAUCAAAUGCACAAAGGGAUAUUGCUCUUCAACUGGAAAAAGAAAGAAUAGAGGCCAUAAAUAGAAGAUCUGAAUUUGCACAAUUGAGGAGAGAGGACAAGAUUCUAGCGAUGGAUCCAGAUACCAUUUCUGACCCCGAACGACACCACUAUUUUCGAAACGAACAACAAAAAAUUAUUCGGAAACGAAAAGAAGAAGAACAGUCAACAUCUACUACUUUUAAUGUGUUUGGAAUGAACUUUGAUGAUCUUGGAGGGAGUGGAGGGGGUUUGUCUGAUUAUUAG
Hibiscus syriacus is the source of this 723-nucleotide messenger RNA. RefSeq lists its product as uncharacterized. The record is from RefSeq and is a predicted model, not a curated record. The transcript is spliced from 2 exons. NCBI's taxonomy places the organism in Eukaryota, Viridiplantae, Streptophyta, Magnoliopsida, Malvales, Malvaceae. The coding region runs from base 13 to 723 and encodes 236 amino acids.